AUGGAUGGCAAUCAAACGGUUCGUGCAACCUCGGACGACCCGAAAGUCCCUCUUCUUCCAAUUCACAGAUCACAGAGUUUCAAUUCACGUAUUCAAUCCAUUUUCACUCUGAAAAAUUUCUUCAUUUUGCUGGGACCAUUACUCUGCGGCAUAAUCUGUGUGUUUGUAAACAUUAAUGGCGGCAAGGACGCCAGCAGAAAUAUGCUGGCGGUGCUGGCGUGGGUGUUCUCUUGGUGGCUGACGGAGGCCGUGCCAAUGCCUAUAACUUCGAUGUCUCCCAUGUUUCUAUUUCCGCUCUUCGGAAUUUCAGACGCAGAUGAUGUCGCCCAUGCUUACAUGGAUGAUGUGAUUGUGCUUGUUAUUGGAAGCUUCAUUCUCGCACUUGCUGUUGAGCAUUACAAUAUUCAUAGGAGGUUAGCCAUGAAUAUCACAAUCCUAUUUUGUGGUGAUCCAUUGAGUCCACCACUUCUCCUACUUGGAAUAUGUGCCACGACAGCAUUCGUGAGUAUGUGGAUGCACAACGUAGCAGCAGCUGUGAUGAUGAUGCCAGUGGCCACUGGAAUUCUACAGAGGUUACCAACGGAUCCCACUCAGUCAAAUCUCGUUUCCAAAUUCUGUAAAGCAGUUGUUUUGGGGGUAAUAUACUCUGCGGCAAUUGGAGGGAUUAGUACACUUACUGGAACGGGUGUUAACCUCAUAUUGGUUGGCAUGUGGAAGAGUUAUUUUCCGGAAGCUGAUCCUAUUAGCUUCAGUACUUGGUUUUUCUUUGGUUUCCCAUUGGCAGUGGUGAUAUUUAUUGCUCUGUGGUGCAUACUUUGCUGCUUGUAUAUCAGAAAGGGAUCUGGAGAGGCUCUUUCUGCCUAUUUGGACAAAGCCCAUUUGAAGAGGGAACUCGAAUUGCUAGGUCCAAUGGCAUUUGCCGAAAAGAUGGUAUUGAUGGUAUUUUCGAUAUUAAUAGUGUUAUGGAUGACAAGGAACAUAACUGAUGAUAUACCUGGUUGGGGAGCUCUAUUCAAUGGGCAUGCUGGUGAUGGAACUGCCAGUGUUAUGAUGGCAACCUUAUUAUUCAUAAUUCCAAACAAGAAGCAACCAGGGGAGAAAUUGAUGGACUGGAACAAAUGCAAGAAAAUACCAUGGAACAUCAUAUUACUACUAGGGGCUGGUUUUGCCAUAGCUGAUGGAGUCCGAACGAGUGGCCUAGCCGAUGUGCUGUCCGAGGCGCUCGGCUUCCUGGAGAAUGUGCCGUAUUUAGCGAUCGCCCCGGCCGUAUGUCUCAUCAGCGGGACAAUCACAGAAUUCACAUCAAACAAUUCCACAGCCACUCUUGUUAUCCCGCUUCUUAUUCAAAUUGCACAAACAAUGCAUGUCCACCCGUUGCUUCUUAUUGUCCCUGGUACCAUUGGAGCACAAUUUUCUUACUUAUUGCCAACUGGAACACCUUCAAAUAUUGUGGGAUUCACUACUGGGCAUAUUGAAAUCAAUGAUAUGAUUAAAACUGGGGUGCCACUAAAGAUUGCUGGAAUUGUGGCUGUGUCCAUUUUAAUGCCUACACUCGGGGCUCUUGUUUUUGGGACAGACAAACCGCUACUAAAUUUUUCAAGGAAUUCUUUGUAA
Molecule: messenger RNA, 1614 nt
Organism: Fraxinus pennsylvanica
Lineage: Eukaryota; Viridiplantae; Streptophyta; Magnoliopsida; Lamiales; Oleaceae
Source: the annotation of a GenBank genome assembly